UUGCUCAGUUUAUUCUCAGUCAGUCGAGUUCAGUUCAAUGCGCAGACGUUUCGUAUACGCAAUGCUAGCUUUUGGCGGCAUUUUGGGCGCUGCUCUUACCAUCUGGUUGGUGAUAUCAUUGGGCACUCAAACCGAUGCAGCCGAAUCAAAACUGACCGUACAAUUAGCCGACGAACAGGGCGCUGUACGCGGCAAUUACGGACAGACUGCAUGGACGGGUCAGAGUUUUAUGCAAUUCCGUGGUAUUCCCUAUGCGGAGGCACCCAUCGGAGAUUUGCGAUUUCGUGCACCUGUUGCUCGUUGGCCUUGGACUGGGACACACGACGCUUUGGACUUUGGACAACGUUGUCCGGUGAUAACCAAUUUGAACGCGGGGAUGCCAGACGCUCAGCUAGAGGAUUGUCUAAAUCUAUGCGUCUACACCAAGAGCCUGACGGCUCGCCAGCCGGUAAUGUUUUAUAUCUAUGGUGGUGGCUAUUAUAAUGGCUCAGCGGAAGACCAUCCGCCCAACUAUUUGCUGGAGCGUGAUAUCGUUUUGGUGGUGCCGCAUUAUCGCAUUGGCGCCCUCGGCUGGCUGUCCACAUACAGCGAGGAGCUGCCUGGCAAUGCGCCCAUUGCCGAUAUACUAUUAGCAUUGGACUGGGUGCAGCAGCACAUUCAUGUCUUUGGCGGCGAUCCCAGCCAGGUGACCAUAUUUGGCCAAAGCGCCGGAGCGGGAGUGACGAGCGCUUUACUCUUGAGUCCACGCUCCAGCGAUCAGCACUUUCAGCGUGCAAUUGUCCAGUCGGGUUCGAUAUUUGCCAGCUGGGCGAUAACAUCCGAUCCAGCUGGGCAGGCGCAUCGCAUCUGCGUUGAAUUGGGCUGUCAGCGCUGUGACGAGCAGCAGCAGCUAUUAGCUUGUGUGCGUGCAGCAUCUGUGCUGGAGCUGCUGCAGGCGACGAAAGCGGAAAGUUUUUCACCGCUUGUCGGUGAUCUGCUGGGCAUAUUGCCGGCACAACCCGAGCAGUUGCUCAAGAAUUAUCAGCGUGGUGUGCCGCUGCUGACGGGCUUCACCCAGCACGAUGGCUCCUUUGUGCUGGCCUCGUACUACGAUGGUGUGGUGGCCAAAGUGUCCAAUGUGAGCGCGUUGAGCGUACGUCAAUUCUCGCAGAGCAUGUUGGACAUGGCCCCGGAUGCGACGGGACUGACAGAUCAGCUACUUUAUCGUUUAAUGUACACGCCGCAGCUAUUAAACAGUCACGAUCACAAGGAAGCAUUGCCCGCCUACUUCGAUCUCACUUCGACGCUGACGAUAAAGUCACCAGUGAUCAGUCUGGCCAGCAAGCUGCACACACGCCAGCCAUCUGCUCCUGUCUAUGUCUACAGCUUUGAGUACGAGGGUCAAUAUACACGCUUUGGCUAUGAGUUCGGCAACGCGCAUUAUCCGUUCAAUGGUGGCGUCCAUCAUUCCAAUGAUAAUAUCUAUCUGUUUGCUACGCAUCCGCUGACGGGCCAGGAUACGCAGAUGGCUGAGCAAAUGGUCGAGCUGUGGACAUCGUUUGCCAUCAGUGGUGUGCCCAAGAAUCUGAGCGCUUUAGCCAGUCCUAGUGGACCAUAUAAUCGCCUGGCACUGCACAUAAGCCAGGCUGAUGAUUUGCUAGAGUCGCUGACAGCCACAAUUGAUGAUCCAGACAACGGACGCUUACAGCGUCCGCCUGUCGAGUUUUAAGAUAUAAAAAUACACUUUUCUUUGUAUAUAUCAAUACUACAUUGAUAGGAAACAAGAAACCAAAUGCGUUCUUGCUUUAAUUUAGCUGGCUUUUAAGAUGCUUGCGAAUAGUUCCUAUUUUUCCUUUUCAAUAUUUCCAACCAAAUGUAUUCUUAUAAAUUGUAUAGAAAUAAUAAAUAAAUAAAUGCUCACCUUG
Molecule: messenger RNA, 1904 nt
Organism: Drosophila grimshawi
Lineage: Eukaryota; Metazoa; Arthropoda; Insecta; Diptera; Drosophilidae
Product: glutactin
Exons: 5
Coding region: 38-1708 (556 amino acids)
Source: RefSeq, a predicted model, not a curated record